This is a messenger RNA of Lotus japonicus, 1740 nucleotides long. RefSeq lists its product as uncharacterized. The transcript is spliced from 7 exons. Gene Ontology annotation, molecular function: protein dimerization activity. The coding region runs from base 1 to 1740 and encodes 579 amino acids. NCBI's taxonomy places the organism in Eukaryota, Viridiplantae, Streptophyta, Magnoliopsida, Fabales, Fabaceae. The record is from RefSeq and is a predicted model, not a curated record.
AUGGCUACCACUCAACAGAAUGAUGGAAGAAAUACUACUCCAGUUGAUGCUUCUCCUAAUGUUGUUGGGACACAAGAAGCCGCGGAAAACGCUGCUAAUGUUCGUGGGAAAACAGAUCCUGCUUGGGAGCAUUUUCCAGCAUUGGAUGCAGCUGUUGCCAUUGGCUCUGGUUUUAAAGGACCAUCUUAUGAUGAAUUAAGGGUCAACUUGUUAGGAGAUUGCAACAAAGAGUGUCAGUUACUUGUUGAAAGCCACCGGGCCAAUUGGGCUAAGUAUGGAUGCAUGUCAUUUGUCAAAUCUGUGGAUGCAUCCGAUAUUGUCAAAGAUGCUUCAACAUUGUGCCACUUGUUUUCUGAAGUUAUUGAGUGGGUUGGACCUCAAAACGUGGUUCAUGUUGUCACAGAUAAUGCGGCUAACUAUUUAGCUGUCGGUAAAUUAAUUCAUCAGAAAUAUGAGAACAUUUUUUGGACUCCAUGUGCUGCUCAUUGCAUAAAUCUCCUUUUGAAGGAUAUUGGUUGCUUGCCACAUAUUGCAGAUCUUGCCUCAAAAGCUUCUAAGGUGACUAUAUUUAUUUACAAUCAUAUGAUAUUUUUAUCUUGGCUUAGAAAAAGAAGUAGUUGGAAAGAAAUUGUUCGUCCAGGGGUGACUCGGUUUGCUACCACCUUUAUCACAUUGAAAAGUAUUUCUGAUCAUAAGUCUGAUUUGCAAGCUCUAGUUGUUAAUCAACACUUUACUGGUCAUAAGUUAUCAACGGGUAAACUUGUUAGUGGAAUCAUUUUAGAUAGUAAAUUUUGGAGGGAUUGUGAGGUGGUGUCAAAUAUUGCAGCUCCCAUUAUCCGACUCCUUAGAAUUGUAGAUGGGGAUGAAAAACCCUCGAUGGGCUAUGUUUAUGAUGGCAUGCAAAGGGCAAAGAACGCAAUCAUGCGGAUGUUCAGGGAUAAGAGUGAAUUGUAUAAGCCGUACACAGAUAUUAUUUCAGCUCGAUGGGAUAAACACUUGAAGCACACUCUUCAUGCAGCAGCUUACUUUCUAAAUCCUGGAUUCUUUUAUGAUCCAAGUUUUGUUGAAAAGGAUAGAGUUGUGCAGUCACUUGUUGAUUUGUUGGAGGUGAAAAGUCUAUGUGCUAGCUUACCCAAAGCCCUUCUAGAGUUGAAUGUCUAUCGUGAGCGGAAAGACUCAUUUAGUCGAGCAAGUGCUUUGCAAGCGGCAAGCCAAAUUCAACCCGUUUUAAUAAAUUUAUUUAUUGCAACUCAAUGGUGGUCAAUAUAUGGGAGUAGUGCUCCAUUGUUACAAAAGAUUGCAAUUCGUAUUCUUAGCCAAACAUCAUCAUCUUCAGGGUGUGAAAGAAAUUGGAGUUUCUUUGAACGCAUCCAUACUAAAAAACGAAAUAGACUUGAACACCAAAAGCUAAGUGAUCAUGUUUAUAUUACUUAUACCUUGCGUUUGAAGAAAAGGAGUGAAUUGAAGAAGAGAACUUAUGAUCCUGUUGAUUAUGAAUGCAUCAAUAAUGUUGACUUUUGGGUAGUUGAGGAAGAAGCAUCUCCUGAGUUUGAUGAUAAUGAGGCUGAGCUUGAGAAUAACAUUUAUGAAGAUGAUGCAAGAGAUGUUGCAGGUGGUGAAGAAGUUGGCAUUUCAGAGGAGCCACUGAUGGAGUCAGUUGAUUUUCAAAUUGGGGCAAAUGUUGAAUCAUCGUCGUUUGAUGGAAUAGAGAUCAAUCUUAAUGAUGUUAAUGAUUUCUGA